AUGUUCUUUUCUGGUUAUAAAUUUUCUUCGUUUUUUUUUUUUUUUCCUUUUCGUUUUUUUUUAUUUUCCUUCACGGUUUUUUCAUUAUUUUUUUUCUAUAUUGUAUUCUCUUUCUUCCCGUUUUCUUUUCUUUUUCUUCUAUUUCUUCUUUCCUUUUCUUUUUAUCUCUUCUUUUCUUCUUCUGUUUUACGCUGUUUUCUUUUUCCGUCUCUAUUUCUUAUAUUUUCUUCUCUUUCUUAUUUUCUUUCCUUUCUCUUCUCUUUUCUUCUCUUUUCUGCUCCUUUUCUUCUCUUUUUCUUCUCUUUUCUCAUCCUUUUCUUCUCUUUUUCUUCUCCGCUUUUCCUCUCUUUUUCUUCUCUUCUCUUCGCUUUUUCUUCUCUUUUCUCCUCGUUUUCUUCUCUUUUCUUCUCUUUUUCUCUUUUUCUUCUCUUUUCUUCUCUCUUCUCCUCCUUUUCUUCUCUUUUUCUUUUCUUUCUUCUCUUUUCUUCUCUUUUCUUCUCUUUUUCUCCUUUUCUUUUCUUUUCCUUUUCUUUUUUCUUCUCUUUUCUCCUCCUUUUCUUCUCUUUUUCUUCUCUUUUCUUCUCUUCUCUUUUCUUCUCUUCUCUUUUCUUCUCUUCUCUUUUCUUCUCUUCUCUUUUUCUCCUCCUUUUCUUCUCUUUUUAUUCUCUUUUCUUCUCUUUUCUCCUCUUGUCUUCUCUUUUUCUUCUCUUUUCUUUCUUUUCUUCGUGUUUGCUUCUCUUCUUAUCCUUCUAUUUUUCCUUCUCUUUUUCUUCUUUUUCUUCACUUUUUCUUCUCUUUUUCUUCUAUUUUCUUCUUUUUAAUUCUCUUAUUCUCCUCAUUCCUUCUCUUUCUUUUCUUCUUCUUCUCUCUGUUUCUUCACUAUUUUAUUCUCUAUAUUCUCUUUUUCUUUUCUUUCUUUUCCUUUUCUUCUUUUUCGCGCCUUUUUCUUCUUAG
Acanthosepion pharaonis is the source of this 954-nucleotide messenger RNA. The record is from the annotation of a GenBank genome assembly. Lineage: Eukaryota; Metazoa; Mollusca; Cephalopoda; Sepiida; Sepiidae.